Messenger RNA from Neoarthrinium moseri, 1569 nucleotides. RefSeq lists its product as uncharacterized. Lineage: Eukaryota; Fungi; Ascomycota; Sordariomycetes; Amphisphaeriales; Apiosporaceae. The transcript is spliced from 3 exons. Gene Ontology annotation, molecular function: FAD binding. Bases 1 to 1569 code for a protein of 522 amino acids. The record is from RefSeq and is a predicted model, not a curated record.
AUGUGGUGUUGCAUCCUCGUAGCUGCAGCCGUCUUCGGCCAUGGCCUAGCAGGCAAUAUCGCUUCAGCAACUCUCUAUCCACAGGAUACACAUCAGAACAAGUCAACGUUGAGCGGAGCCCCUCCUUGUGAUGCUCUAGUUGCUGUUGGUCUCAGGGACAGUGUGCUUUUCCCGUCUGAUAACGGCUACGAGCCCCAGAUCGAGAGUUGGUUCGCUCUCAAUUCGCGCCUACGCCCAUGGUGCCUUGUCCUCCCACGAAAUACUGCAGAUGUGUCACUUGUUGUGACCACGCUUGUGAAGGCUGGAUCUGGCGCGGGGGACUGGCACAUCGCACUGCGAAGCGGUGGCCAUAACAUCGAUGGGAACAAUAUUGCGAACGGAGUCACUAUCGAUCUGAGCUUUAUGAAUUCGUCAGACUACAACCCAAGCACGAAUACGGCAUCUACAGAGCCUGGCGGACGAUGGGAACAUACUUACGCAAGCCUGCAGGAUCAUGGUGUAACAGUCGCCGGGGGUCGUGAUGGCGAUGUUGGCGUGGGCGGGUUUCUCCUCGGGGGCGGCAUCUCCUUUUUCUCCGGGAGACUGGGAUUCGGUUGCGACUCCGUCACCAACUUUGAGGUAGUACUUGCGAACGGAAGUGUUGUCAAUGCUAACGAGAGAGUCAACUCGGAUCUCUGGCGAGCACUGAAAGGAGGAAGCGGUAAUUUUGGCAUAGUCACGCGAUACGACUUGGAGUCUAUUCCAACUAGGGAUCUUGCCCGAGAUCUUCGCUUCCUUCCCUCGAACUACUCUGACCUAGUUGUGGAUACAGUCGUGGAUUUCGCCAACCAUGAUGAGUCAUUAGGCGAUGACGCAUUGGUGAGCUUCUUCACGUACAACUAUAAAUCACACGGUAAAACAAUCAGCCCAGAUUUGGCUAUAGGAACAAUUCAUGUCAAUACAGCCGGCAAUUGGAGCUCUAAGACAAGCUACAACAGACUUGAGCAGUUGCCCGCAAUUUUGAAUCAAACGACCACGCAAAACAUGGCUGAAGUAGCGGCCGCUUCCAAAGUAGAUGGAGGCACCUGGGCUGCACGAUCGACGCGAACGUUCAAGAAUGAUCCGGUGAUCCUCCGAUACUCCAAUAAACUUCAUGAGGAGUAUGUGGAGGCAAUGAAGGAGAUCAUCGGGGCUGACAACUUUUCAACGGUGAUGUUUCUUCAGCCCAUCCCAUCUUCUCUUGGCCGCAUCGGGCAACAGCGUGGUGGAAACAUGCUCGGGCUGCAGAACGUCAAAGACAACGCCGUAAUGUGGACGGGCGGUGUUACUGUCUACUCGGAUGAAGCAGCUCUAUCAGUCGCCAAAGAGGGCCUGGAUAGGAUGUCAGCUCAGAUUAAGAGCUUCUCAGAGUCAAAUAGUGGUGGAAUCGACUUCAUAUACGCAAACUACGCCGACGAUAGCCAAGACCCCCUCGGCAGCUACGGCGCGGACAAUGUUCAACACAUGCGUGAAGUCGCUGCCAAGUACGAUCCCACUGGUGUCUUCCAGACACGUAUUCCUGGUGGUUUCAAGAUCAGCAGAGUGGUGUAG